AUGGCAACAUCUUCACCUUUAUACCCGCCCUCUGUCAACAAUGCCAACAAUCAGCUGCAUCCUGGCUUAUAUGAAUAUCUGGCAGAACUCGUUUCGAAGCGAGUGGCCACAAUCAAAUACAUUCGAAAAGCACACGAAGGCACUACACACUGGUUCAACACAAUUUUACUAACCAGAGACAAUUUGACAAGCAUGUACCCCAACUCAAAGAUGAUCAAGAGAACAAACCACUUUUACGCUUUAGGCUUAUCUUUAGGUGCCAUUUUGGAUAUCACCAACCCAGUGGAUUACAUCAAAGCACUGAGCCAGAUCAUGACUGAAUUCGAGCGACAUACCAGCGAUGAUUCCAAGCAAAAAAUGAAAAACAUCUUUCGAAAAGCCAAAUCCAAAGACGAGAGUGCAUUGGACAAUACAGGCGACUACGGCUAUUUGAUCAUUCCACACAUUCCAUUUGAGAUGGAUUACUUUGAAACAUUUUUUACAUUGAUCGAUAUCAUGGUAGAGGCGUAUUACAAGCUGCUUGUGGGUACUGAAGGGCCUAUUUGCACACAAGCUUACUUUGAGUUGGUGCUCAAAUGCGAUGGAAAGUUCAAGAAAAUUGUGGCAAUGAUCACCAAGGAGCUUGAUCUGCUAGCACGCAAUGCCAUCAAAGACGAGCUCAAACUGAUUGAUCCACUCUGCUCUCUGGCCAAGGUAUCUUCUCCUAUUGAAUUGGAUCCAUCUCUUGCUGAUGCCUAG
This is a messenger RNA of Mucor velutinosus, 738 nucleotides long. RefSeq lists its product as uncharacterized. The transcript is spliced from 5 exons. Lineage: Eukaryota; Fungi; Mucoromycota; Mucoromycetes; Mucorales; Mucoraceae. The coding region runs from base 1 to 738 and encodes 245 amino acids. The record is from RefSeq and is a predicted model, not a curated record.